ACUUGGGUUUCUGGCGAGCAGCCUUAUUUGUCACUGGUGCGCAACUGAAAACUGCCACACAGUGCAGUUAGGUUGUACAGUGCCAUAACGGAUAAAGCGACGUGUAUCUCUACACUUUAGCCCGCCCCAAUCAACGGUAUCAACUCGUGUGUGGAAAUAGGUCCGUGUUUGAGUUGAUGUAGCUAACACUAGGGAGUACCUUUCGGCGAAUAGGAUGAUGCUUGGAGUUGUUUACUUCUUUCGUCGAUUGUUUUUGGGGGGUCCUCGAAAAGAGAGUGGAAAGGCUAGAGGAAGCCACAUCUAAUUCGGCGACAUUGACGUUCGCUGAGACAAGCACUUCAAGUAAAGAGCAGAAUCCAGCAGCCCCAGCAUCGGACAACUAGCUAGCUAGAUAGUUCGUAGUUGUUAGCUAUCCACCUCUGUUAAACAACAAGGUGUCCUGGAGAGUAUUAUACCAAGAUUGCAGAUUGUUAGCGUGCCAAUUAGGACAGGAGUGCCACGGAGAUCCAUACGGAGACCCAUACGGGCCUAGUGGUGCAGCAUGUGAUGACCCACGCCCAGAACAAAGGUUCUCUUAGCCAGAGUCGUAGCACAGUGACGCAGGAGCACUGCCCCGAUAGGCCACAUGGUGAGACCAUGGGCGGGGCCUGGCCUGAGCGCACGCUGCGAUUCGGCAGGACCAUGAAGAAGGGCGGAACUAAGCGAGGAAGGGGCGGGGUUAAAGAGAUGAUGGACAGGAGGGAGAAGACUCCGGAGCGGAAUAGGAGGCGGAGCAGGAAAUCUUAUCCCUUACGAGGAAGGGGAGGUGCUCCGGAGGAGGAGGGACUUAGCUGUCACGUUUUGCUCACCCGACUGGAGAAGGACAUCCAGGAGCAGGAGGACACCAGUGAGAGGGGGAAUGAUUCGCCAACUCAACCGUCCGUCAAUCCCGAAUCGCGGAGCAAGAAACUGGACAAAGGAAAAGACAAAGCCAAGGGGAAAGUCCUGGCAAAGAAGAUGAUACCAAAAACUAAAUCAAAAAGCACCAGUGAUGAGCAGGGGUUGCCAUUUCCAGAGCCACGUAAGCGACGGCUAGCUUCUCUCAACGCUGAGGCUGUGAACAGUCUGCUGUUGGAGAGACCUAACGAGACCCAGCCGGCUUCUAAACAGGCCAGGAGACAGCAGGAUGAGCCUACCAGCGGUGAGUCGUUCCUGGGGACAGAUGCAGCCAGGCACGGGGUGACCGGCAGUCCUAAUGCUCCAAGAGCCAGCAGCAAGGCCUCCGCAUCGCACAAGCCUGACCCGUGCCAAAGCUCCAAGAAGACUAAGAAGGUCUCCAAGAAACCAGCCAAACCAGACAGAGGACAGAAGAAAGAGAUGAUGACUUUACAAAUGUUACACACCCCUGCUCCCCGACGGCUAGCUGGACUCAACGCUGCCGCGCUGCUAAAGUUAACGAGCACCUCGGCGACUAGCAAACAGCGAGUGAAAACGACAUCAACGACUACGACGAUGGACUGCAAGGCUACGAGCACCGCAUCAGUUGACGUGAAGCAGAAGCAACCGCAACGGCGACCGAAUCUUAAAACGUGCAGUCGCCAGCCUAAGCAGAAGGGAAGGCAGUUGAUUCCAGAAGAGGUAGGCUGUUCUGCCUGCAAGAAGUCCAACUUCAAGAAGCCCAAAGUGGAGUGGGAGUCUGGCGGUUGCACCCACCGGCUAACCAAACCAGGCUACCAGUCGCGCAGCAUGCUAGCCUACCCGUUGAAGCCCGUCGUCAAAGAGGAGCAGGUGGAGGCAGAGCUGAGCCCAUACUACUGCUGUCCCCCGGAGGGCUCUGUGGAGUACUGCCAUCGCCUGGCCUUGUUCCUGGGUCAGCAGGCCUACGCUGACUCUGAAGAACGACCUUUAAACUCUGCCCUAACCUCUGUGAAACGGGAGUGCCUAGUGACGUCACCCUCCCAUCCCCACUCCCAUGCAGCCCUGACCCUCAGCCCCCACCCCUGCCUCUGCACCGCUGACCCCGCCUGCUUCUCCAGCUACUACGUCCACAUCGCCCAUCCUACACACCCUGGAGCUCCAUCAGCCAACCUCAGCUCGCGACCUCUGAACUUUAGCUCCUCGACACUGUGUCCCGGCAGGGUGUCUGGCUCCAAGCUGCUGGGUCCUCCGGUGUCCCAUUCCUCGACGCUGGCCCAUCCUGCCUUCUGUGGCUCAGUGGGCACUCCCUGCUACAGCGAGGCCUGUCGGGUCAGCGGCUACACAUACAGAGCCAUGCAGCCGGUCAACAGCAGGGGUUGCUCUUUCUCCACAGGCUGCUCCGGGUGUACACACAGCAUCAAGACAGAGGGUUACUCCUCCCCCCAGGGUGACCACAACCCCUCCCUUCUGGUUUCUCCCUCACUCCCCCUCUCAGGCUGUCCCCUCCCUACCACCCCGUCCUCCACCCAGGCCAAGCCCCGUCUCCUCACCCCCCUGUCUGACCGCAGUGUGCCCCAGGCCAGGCUGAAGCUGGCCAGGGAGUGCCCUCAGGGCUCCAAGCCCCCUAAUGGCUCUCUGUCCAUGGGGAGAACCAGGCUGUCCCAGAAACAGCCAGCUCCGACACACAACCUAUCUCCCGCCAAGCAGAAGCGGGUCAGCCACCGACGGGCCACCAACGGGUGGCUGCCUGUAGGAGUGCCCACAGAGAAAGAAGUGUUCAUUGCGGGGGAGGACGAGACGGCCUUACGGCAGUGUUAUGAAGGAGUACAGAGAGACGGCGAAGUGAUACGUGUCCGAGACACAGUGCUGCUGCGCGCCGGUCCCCGGAAGAAGUCCCUGCCCUACGUCGCCAAGAUAUCAGCGCUAUGGGAGGACCCCAAAUCUGGAGAGCUGAUGAUGAGCCUGUUCUGGUACUAUCGACCUGAACACACACAGGGAGUCCGAGACCCCAGCAUGCACUGUGAGAAUGAGAUUUUUGCAUCUCGGCAUCAAGACGAGAACAGUGUGGCCUGCAUCGAAGACCGAUGCUAUGUUCUCCCAUUAGCGCAGUACUGUCGAUUUUGUGCCUUGGUGAAGCGGCGUGCAGAGGGUGUGCCCCCAGGCGCUGCCAGAGUGGUCCCCUGCCCCUCAGACUUCGACCCCCCCGACCACCGCCAGGUGCCCGCCGACAUAGACCCUGAACUGGUGUACCUCUGCCGCCACGUCUACGACUUCCGCUACGGACGCAUCCUGAAGAACCUGCAGUAGGGGACAGCAGAGGACAGGCAGACUGACCAACCGUAGUGGAGCACACGCACUCCUUCACAUGGGGCUGAAGGAUGAGAGGGGGAACCCCUGAAGGGGUUUGGGGGUCCCCUGAACUGGAGGGAGGGCUGCUGAAGGAUCAAGUAUUGGAAGGGGAUCACUGAUAUCUGAAUCCCCAGAAUGGCGUUGAAGGAGUGGGUACUGAAGUACCUUACCCCCUUUUACAACUGUUACUAGGGAGGUGAAGUUUUGACCCCCUCAACUGGAACUAGAACUGUACUGGCUUGGACAGAAGGGAGAUAUUUGCUAGCUGUCCUGGUUAACCAUGUCCUGCUAUACCAGGGCUCGUCACCAUGUGCAUGGACAGCCAUGUUGGUGACCUAACAAGAGGAAGGACUGUGCUACCAGAGCCGUACAGGGCUCGUCACCAUGUGCAUGGACAGCCAUGUUGGUGACCUAACAAGAGGAAGGACUGUGCUACCAGAGCCAUACAGGGCUCAUCAUGACGUUGAUGUUAGAGCCUGAUGUGAUGACAACGUUCUUCUUCAUUUGUGUUUGUCUCUGAGGCAGCUGUGAUCGAGAGGGCACUUGCAGCUUGAACACACACACAAUGAGGUUUUGUGUGUGUGUGUGUGUGUGUGUGUGUGUGUGUGUGUGUGUGUGUGUGUGUGUGUGUGUGUGUGUGUGUGUGUGUGUGUGUGUGUGUGUGUGUGUGUGUGUGUGUGUGUGUGUGUGUUCAGUCUGUUGGCUACAGUGAAACCACAGGUGCAGGUUCACAAAGGAAGUGGAAGUCUCACCUUCCCUUCCUGCAUUGUCCGAACAGAACACAACACACUAUUCUGAAGUACCCUCAGCGCUGGCUGAGUCUCUAAUCAUACCCUAUUCCCCAUAAAGUGCAUUACUUAGCAGAUACAUGUUACUGUAUAGCAGGGUUCCCCAAUAGGCAGCCCCCCAAGUUUUCUGAACAAAAUUAUUUUAUUUAUUUAUUUUUAAAUAGUGAUUGUUGUGGGACAUAAAAAAACGGUAAAAUCAGCUCUACGUGAUUUUAAUUUAGGAAAUCUGUCCAAGUAUUCCCACUCAUAAAUGGAGAUGAUCAUAUCCCAGUGUAAUCAAGGUUUGAAAUUAUGUUUUUAUCAAAUACUAUAUCUGUUUGGGAUACUUGUGGUCAAUUUGCAGGGUGCAAAUCAUUUAUAACCAUCUACUGGCUCCCCGACCAUCCGCUUAAGAAGAAAUUGUCCCCGGCUGAAUGUAAUUGGGAACCCCUGCUGUAUCGGGCUUUGGUCAAAGACAGGGCACUAUAUGAAGAAUAGGGUCAUGUGAGAUGAAAUCUCCCCCUGAACCCCUUUUUCUGUUCCGAAGAACAGGACCGUCGUCAUGCUUUUGUCCAACGGUCCAAUGGAGAGCCCCCUUACUGUGGAGGGCUAACCUCUCUCAUGCUCUGCAUUGGCCUAUCAGAUGGAGGGUUGUUGAUGUCAGUGCCCACAUCUUUGGAGUGUUCAGAAGUCUGAAACAUUCCAGAACGUUCAAAUGGAAAUGUAAUGUAUUGCAGAGACCAUUGCUUACUAUACAUGUCUAUCUUAACUUUCUGUAAUGUUGCACUCUCCUGAACGCGACCCUGUUGUUCCCAUGACUUGCCUUAUGACUUGCAGGUAGAGCUUUAGGCAGCUAGUCCCACCCAAUUAGAAAUUGGAUGAGUAGAAUGGAAAAAGUACAAAACCACAGACAAAAUCCACAUAGAUUUCACCCCGGUCAACACUCUGUUGUUUGAGUAUAACACUGAGAAAGGCUUGGUUUCCUCAGAGAUUCCCGAGUGAUAAGCAUUUUAUUCAACAUUACAACAUGGUACAUCCAAUAUGGCUGCUGGUCCACAUGUUGUGGAUCUUUGUCCAUUCUACUCAUUCUACUUCUAUCCCCCCAUCCCUUUCCAUCCUUCGAAGCUCCGCCCUCUCCAAGAUAAACCAAAGGAUGUCACGAAGCAGAGCACCACCACUCCUCUCCUUCUCUUGUCCUCUUCCCGCCUCUCGUCUCCUCCCUCCCUUGUUAGAUUGCACUAAUCCAUUAUUGAAUUACAACGUCUAUGAUUGUGUUCUGAUUUAUGUUAAGCUACUAAUAUGUUAUAUUAUAACUGGGGACAAUACUGUGUAUUAUCACUGUCUGUGCGCUUAGUAGAGAAUGGAAACUAAGGCUGUGUUAUGGCAACUUUUAUCAAUGCAUAACUACUUUAUGUGUUUUACUAUUAGAGACAUCCGCCAGCAUACUAUCUAUGUGUUACUUCAGGGGUGAAUGACCUUACUCCUAGCGAGCUACUGGGUAUGCAGGCUUUCGCUCCAGCCCUGCUCUAACAACUGAUUAGUAAAAGCAGGUGUGUUAGUUGGAGCAGGGCUGGAGCAAAAACCUGCAUAUUCAGUAGAUCUCCAGGAGUAGUGUUGGUCACCUCUGGUUUAUAUGUUACCUGCUAUCCAACUAACCUGUCAUAUCAUCUAAUGAAAUAAUAUGUACAAUGAAAAAUCAUUCCUGUAGAUUGUGGAUCCACACUGGUAUUAUUGUUGUUCAUCCACGCUGUCCAGGGGGUUCAGGUGAGUUGGCAUCUUGGUGUAACUCGCUGUGCGGAAUGACGUAAUGUGAUGUUCCGGAGGUUUUGUUUGGAAUCUCUGAAAAAUGUCCUUUUGUCCAGGGGGUUCAGGUGAGUUGGCUUCUUGGUGUAACUCGCUGUGCGGAAUGACGUAAUGUGAUGUUCCGGAGGUUUUGUUUGGAAUCUCUGAAAAAUGUCCUUUUGAUACGCGUUAUUGAGAUGUGUUUUAACCACAAUCAUUCAACAUUGCCUUGUAAUCUUCUGCAGAAGUGUCUGUCCGUCACGUGUAGUCCUAGACAAGUGGCAGUGUCUGACUGAGUUAGUACUUCUUAAAACACUACCUUGGAUUGCUUUCUUACUGUGCAAAUGUUCUAUUGCUGGACUUUGUGCCUAAUCUGCAAAGUUUUGAAUAAUACCCAAAAGCCAUCUGAAACAUUUUCCAUUAUAACAGUUUGAAUCAUACCCCAAAAUAGCGACUAAACAAAGCUUGUAUCGGAUAAAUCAUAUAAAGGUUUAAAUUUAAAUAUUAUCAAUAGGUAUUUUGUUGCUAGUGGUGCCCAGAUUCUUUGAAAAAAAUAAUAUAUAUUCUCCUACUUUACAAUUUUUCCUUAUCGAAAAUAUUUUAUUAUGUCAAUUUCUUAAGAUGGCAUAUGCAAUAUAUUUUUCAGAGGGACUAUUUUUGACAAAUGUAUGUGUAAAUCGAGGAAGUAAAACUUUUUCAUUUUAUUUUAGCUUAGUUUUGAAUUUGAAUCACAAGUCCUAAAUUGAGAUUUGACCAAAUACCUGGAAGACGAGAAAUGAGAAGGGUUAGGUUAUGUUUUGGUUCAUUUCUGACUAUAAGGGUUGGUGCGAGAUCUGAGGUCCCUACCUAAAGGAUGUUGCUUACACUUUAUUUUACAGUCCAGUAUUCACUUGGGCCCAGAUUCACAAAACACUUCAUAAGAUUGUCAGAAGUACAAUUCCUCAACAAUAUCUUAAGAUUUAAUGAUUUUCUUACAAACUUCUCAAAUAUCUUCUUACAAAUCAUCUUAAAAUGUUUGUUGCAAGGCAACCGUUUUAACUAGCUAUCUAGCUUUUAUGCCAAUGAUGUUAGCAUAUUUCUUCCUGAGAUUACUGUUCUAAAACAUGUUUUGGGGUUUCAAAUAAUACAUUUGUGUGAAUUAAACAUGUUCAAUUGCUUUCAUGAGCUUUUUCUCUCACUGCCCUGAGUUUAAGACGAUGGUUUAGCUAUCUUGGAAUUAACAUUUCCAGGAACUUUAUUUAAGAAUCUAAUUUCUUAACUUUUUACUUAAGGAGAAACAUAAGAAAUUGCGCACAAAAAUUUCCAAGAACCUUUUUGAGGAAUAGCAACUUUGCUUAACUUUCUUCUUAAGUCUAUAGUUAAGGAUAAAAUGUCAGUUAAGAAGAAAUGUCUUCUUAAGACAGUGUUGUGAAUCUGAGCCCUGGUAUUUACUUUGAAUUUGCAUGAUUAAAUGGCAGUAAGUUACCUAAUAUUUACUUAGUAAUUACAUUUUAGUUUCUUAAGGAUUCAUUGGAAAAAGUAUAACUUGGUACCAAGUAGUUACCAACCUGAGUUGAAUUGUUUGAAAUAAUGACCAGAAGGCAGAAGGUGCCCUUUGAGAAGCGACCUACUCUGUACUCUGCUGUGGUGUUACCACUUAAUAUCCUUCUGAAUACUAUAGAAAUACCAGCUAAAAGACGACUGUAAAUAGAGUUUUAUGAAAUUAUUAAGUGUACAUAUUUGAACCCUGACUCUGUGACCCCUGACCCUCUGUAGACAGCAGUUGCACAGUGCAGUAGUAGUAUUUUUUUUGCAAGACCUGUAGCUGAUGAUUAUAUUUAAAAAUGAAUACAUAAAUAUUUAAAUGGAGUAAACCAAUACAAUAUAUAAAGAUUUCAAUUUAACUUAUUUGGAUAAUGUGUUUUAAUUGAAAAAAGUCCUCUUGCCAAGACUUUCGUGGUCAAUAAUGAAAAACAAUUGGUUUCUUGUUAUUAGUAAUUUAUUAGUUUGGAUAUUAAAUGAUUGAAUGGAGAUUCACAGAGGUUGUAGUAGUUUGUACUUAUAUAGCUGGCGGUGUAGAAGGUUGUUUCUGUAACGAGGCUAUAUUACUGCCCAGCCAGACAAUGGCCAGGCCCGGUUGGCUGCAGCAGAAACAGACUGGCACCAGAGCUGGUUUCUAUCUAGAGGUGCCACUUGGCAUCAAGGGUAAAGAAGACCAAAGCACAUUCUGACACAAAGUUAGGGGAGGUAGACGUUACACUUUAACCACUGAUCCAGGAUCAGAUAUGUCCUCAUCCCCCUGUUUGUUAAGGUUAGAAUUGUGGUUGGAGGGUGAAUCUAAGCUGAUCCUAGAUCUGUGGUUUAGGGAGUGAAGUGUCUACAUGUCUGACCUUAGGGUUUGACGUCUGGGAGGUUGCCAUGGUAAUGGGUGUCACCUGAGCCCUCCCCUCAUCGAUCUAUCCAAUUAGAGGACAGAGUCACUCUACACCUGAGACGGCCUGGCUAUAGGACGAUAAACUUUAUCUUUCUGCGGUGUUCUGUCUAGUGGGGUUUUGCUGCUGAUAUUUUUUGUGACGUGGUAAAUUGUCAUUUUGGAUUUUGACUUAGUCAUAUUGUUUCAUGGGUAGAUUCACAUGAGAGAGUUGAAGAUACACUCUUGACCUGAUCAGCUGUUCUGCACCAUCAGCACACAGACAGACCCACCAUGGCUUUACUCCCAGACAUGUAUUUACAGCAUUGAGCCCGUAGAGGGCACUACAUGAACGGAAAUUGGGUGUCCCACAGACAACUUUAGAAUAGAACACCCUGGGUAUGUCCCAAAGCUCUUUUAACAUUUACUUUCCUCAUCUCCUUUAAUUUAUGUCACUGAGGAGGGGGGAAUGAUAUAUUAUAGGUGUUGAGUGAUAUUUAACUGUCAAACAUUUAAAGUCCUAUGGCAAGAGAAGUGAGGAAAGGAGAUGGUAUACUAUGUUUGGGCUAUUGGGACAUGGUCAUGAUAGGUCAUGUGUACCUAUGGUUUCCAUGGUAACAUGGGUCAAAUGUUCCUGACCUCUGAUCUCCACCAUUCCACUUCUCACUUACCCAGGAGGUGUUUUUAUCUCUGCACCAAUCGAAACUAAUCACCCGACCAAUGCCUGAAACUCUGCUUUUUGUGGUCUUCUGUAUUACUGCUAAGUGUCAGCAUAUAUUUUGAUAUAUUUAACAAUGAGGGAUCUAAAAGUCUAGAUAUUUUUGGAGUAGAUAAAGGAUGUGUGUAUCAGAUAACUAUCACUUUGUCAGGCUCUCUGAAAAUCUCUUGGGUUUUUGGUAAGAAUUCUAGAAUCCCUGCUGAUUUAAUGUUCCAUUGAAAGACUAUUUAUAAAGUUUAAGUCCUUUGUGAAAAAAAA
This is a messenger RNA of Oncorhynchus gorbuscha (pink salmon), 9160 nucleotides long. Its product is annotated as bromo adjacent homology domain-containing 1 protein-like. The coding region runs from base 547 to 3204 and encodes 885 amino acids. The transcript has 7 exons. The record is from RefSeq and is a predicted model, not a curated record. Gene Ontology annotation, molecular function: chromatin binding. Lineage: Eukaryota; Metazoa; Chordata; Actinopteri; Salmoniformes; Salmonidae.